AUGGGAACUCUCCCAGUCGAAUCGGCCCCCACAGUAUGGAUCAGCUCUGCGAAACGCAAGUUGGGCGGCGAGGGGCCUGCCUGGACAGACUACCGCGAAACCAAACGACGCCAGAUCAUCCCUGACAGCCUGCUUGACGGCUUCUCCAAGCUUCAGGUUCUCUCCCCACGACAACUCGAUGACCUGCCGCAAGAGAUCCUCCUCAAUAUCUUCCAGCACUUCGCAGAGCCAUGGGUCCUGACCGAUGACCUGGCCGACUGGGACGUGUACACGCUCGACGGGGAGAGCAAGAUCAGGCAGAAGACCUUGGUCGCUCUCACACAGACAUGCCGCAGGCUCAACGAAGCCGCCACGAGCAUCCUCUACAGAUGUGCCCACAUCCCAUCGUCCAGGUCAUUUACGCGCUUCCUCAGCUCCCUGUGUGUCCAGCCAAGCCUUUCGGAGCUCGUCAAGCAACUCUCAUGUGAUUUCCUGGUAACCAUAUCUCGCCACCCCCAAAUACUUAGGAGCGACCCAGCACCACUCAAUGCCGAACCUUUGGGGUCGGGAAGCCAGCAGACAGGGCCUUCUCGACCUAUCGGCAGGGCUUUGCAGACAUCCAACCCAAACAACAAAUCUGUUGCCAACGGUCACGUCCUCGAUAGUGUCCUGAAACACAUACCGGCUAUCAGAGCCCUGUCCAUCAGCAGCGUCCACCCAUGGACCAGAAUCUUUCCAGUCAGUAUGCUGCCGUUAGAACACCUCUCCAAAUUGAGAAUCAGCACGGUACAGCCACUUCGGCUCUACCUAUCAAGCUAUAAUGCCAGGAACGAGCCGGCGGUGAUAUGGCUGAACAAAUCGAACCUUGGUCGAUAUCCAGCCCUGAAGCAGGUGGAGCUCGUCCACCCCGAGGGCAAGUGGACUGCCAGCCUCGUCACCGUGGAGGCUGCGAACGGGUCUGGACCUCCCGUGAUGGAAAAGUAUGUCACAUCGCUGACUACAUGCUGGCGAGACAGCCUGAGAGCAGCUAGGUGGGAGCUCUUGAGCCUGGGACAGGAUAUAUUCGCCGCAGAGCACCUCCACACCCUCGAGUACGGACCUCAGCGCCAGAAAUGGGGGUUUUUCCCGCACUCGCGGCAGCUGCCUGGCUGGGAUCUCAACCGCUUUCUAGCCACCACCGGGCGGCGUAUCAGGUCGCUCAGCCUCGACUGGGAGACCACAAGCACGCCGCUGGUCCAGCUGGGCCCGACGGGGACGCUUACCACGCUGCCGAUGCUCACGUGCCUGACGCACCUUACCGUGUCGAUGCAGGUCCUCUUCCAACAGGCCGUCACCUUCCAGGACCAGCUGGAAUCCAUCCUCACAGACCCCGAGGCCGAGCUCGCACGGCUCCUGCCCGCCUCCCUCCGCGUCCUCCGCCUCAGCGAGUUCGUCCUCGGCGUCAUCUCGCCAGAGAACCAGUUCUUCGAAGACUACAACGUCGCGGGGUACAACUUCCUCCUCCUCAGCUUCAUAGAGGUGCUGCGCGCCUACUGGCUCGACGCCCGCCGCGGCAGGGAGCUGUGGUUCAGGCACUGCGUCGAGCUGGAGUACCACCCGCGCCUGGCCGACGUGCCGUCGCGCUGCCAGCUGAGGUGGCUGGUCAGCUCUCAGCGUCGCGGCGACGUCGGCCGACAGUUCGCUCGCGUUUACCCCAUGCUGCCUGGCAAUGCCGCCAGAUACCGCGACGAGACUGCUGCGAGCCAUGCGAGCUAA
Molecule: messenger RNA, 1734 nt
Organism: Diaporthe batatas
Lineage: Eukaryota; Fungi; Ascomycota; Sordariomycetes; Diaporthales; Diaporthaceae
Exons: 1
Coding region: 1-1734 (577 amino acids)
Molecular function (GO): protein binding
Source: RefSeq, a predicted model, not a curated record